This is a messenger RNA of Mytilus trossulus (common blue mussel), 5342 nucleotides long. RefSeq names its product centrosomal protein of 78 kDa-like. Lineage: Eukaryota; Metazoa; Mollusca; Bivalvia; Mytilida; Mytilidae. Gene Ontology annotation, molecular function: protein binding. Gene Ontology annotation, cellular component: centrosome. The record is from RefSeq and is a predicted model, not a curated record. The coding region runs from base 141 to 2696 and encodes 851 amino acids. The transcript is spliced from 15 exons.
CGGAAGUGACGUCAGAUGGUUAUGGAAGUUACAAUGGAUUCUGGGAUGUAAACUAAUAAUCAGCGCCACUAACCUUUUAUUUUGAAAGCGAAAAACUUCUGUUAUUUGUGAUGAAUGGUGACUAAAGAAGAACCAGCAGAAUGAUUGAGAGUGUACAGAUACGCCACAGAGGGGCUGUUGAUUUUGACAGUCACUAUGACAACCUCUGUGCCAUGCAGGACUCCUGUCCCCUUCCAGCUGUUAAAGCACACCUCCAACAGAAUGUAUUAGAUAUCAAUGGAGAUCGAGUCAGAGUAACAGACUGGCAGCCGAUACUAAACACACUUAAAAUCAACAAAAGUUUGGAGUUUGUUGGAAUACGUAGUUACUACACACCACCAAAUGAUGAAAAUGAGAAGAAAGCCAUUAUUGAGAAGAGAAAGAUGCCAUCAAUCAGAUCAAAAGAAAUAACUUAUAGACUGUGUAAAGCUUUAAAGGAAUGUUUGAGUGUGACGCCUGCUCUGUCAUGCCUAGAGUUACAAGGUUUACCAUUGAGAGAGCGUGACCUGACCACAUUGAUCAAAGGAUUGGCAAAGAACUCAACAUUGAGUCAUGUAUCAUUUGAGUUCUGUCGUAUUGGAGAUAAUGGAUUAGAUAUUCUGUGUAAAGGAAUAAAGAACUCAACCACAGUAAACUCCAUCAACUUCACUGGCUGUAGUCUGACAGCAAAGGGAGCUGAUUCAUUAGCAAAAGUUAUUAAGCACCAAGCAAUGAAAAGACACAAUGAAGCCUGGAGAGACAGUCUCAGAUACAGACGACCAGACCUUGACAGGAUGUCAGGAAUCAGACGCAUAACAAUAAAUAAUAAUCCUAUGUUAGGGGAUCAGGGAGCAACAUACCUGGCUGAGGCUCUUAAAGAUGAUCUCUGGCUGAAAGCAUUAGACAUGCAGGGAUGUGGUAUAUCUACAACAGGGGCCAAGUCAUUGCUGGAUGUAUUAAAAUACAACACAACGGUGGUUGUCUUAGAUGUCAGACGGAAUCCAUUGAUAGACAGAGAAGUUGUACAUGCCAUCAUGGAACAGUUAAUGAUCAAUAGUAAUGGUCAAGAUACUGAGUAUAAAUGGUUGAAAGCAGAAGAACCUUUAGACCCUUCAAGGUCAAAAUUAUCAGCAAAGAAAAGGAGGACAAAGACAUUAAAUUCAAGUUUUGGUAGAAAAACCACAAUAAAGGUUUCAGCAAAUACAAGUAGACGGAGAACAAAGUCCACAGGCAAUGUGAAUGUAGCAAGAAAAAUGAAUCCCAUCAGCUCAGAGGAAAUUAAAUCUGGCCCAGGGCGUCCAUGGAGAACAGCUGCAAGGGCCAACAGGUUUAGAGGUUUCCCCCCUGAACAUGUACCAGGAAUAUCAAAUCUGUAUGAAAACAGUGAAGAAUUAAACCUGUCUACACAAGAUCAGUCAUCUAUCAUCAUCACAAAGGAGGAAGAUGAAGACACAAUGAGAGAACUGGAAAAACUGAAAUUAGAUGACAGUGCCCUAAUUACUGAGGUUAAUAAUAUCAAGGAUUUAAGGGUUGAGCUAAUUCAGACAAAGAGAAGAAUGCACCAAGAACAAGUUGCUCGAUCACGAGCUGAUAAAAGAAUUGUAGAGCUAACCUUAGAUAACAAGAAAUUAAAAGAUGAAUGUUUCCGACUGAAACAUGACAAAGGAGGAGGUUGUCUUGACGAUGACAGUGUUCUGGAGGAGAUUGAAGCAUCGUUUAAACAGUUCCAUCAAUUCUUAGACUUACUAAGAGAAUCUGGAUUAGGUCAACUGAUAACAAUGGCGGGGUUGGAUAAGAAGGACACGCCUUUCGGUAGACACAUGUCAUCUACAGCUUUAAAUGGCAACUCUAGCUUCAGAUCAUCAUUCAUUUCAUCUAGUCCCCCUAAAGUGGCCCCUAAACCACUGAAACCAACAUCAAGGCUGAAUGCCUACUAUGGUGACAUUUCAUCUAGUAAACCUGUAGGUGAGGGUCAGCUAGGGGGGUUUGGAAGUUCAUUAGAAAAGCCAGAUAAAUUCACUGCCAAACUUAUUGAAAGUUUCAGAGACCCUGCCAUGCAAAGUGGUUAUGGGGAUGAAAGUUUUGAAAGACCAGGAGUUAAAAAGACUGAUGAUUUGUAUGAACGCAUUUUACGUGAGACCAGUGGAGCAUUUAAUUCUAAUGUGAGUGUUAAUUCAAAUGAGAGACCGGAUGGGAAGGGAGAUAAAUCUGGCACAAAAUCACAAAUAAAACCAGCAAGUGUGAUGGAUGACGAAAGGGAGACAGAAAAAGAAAAUAUCAUGAUGGACCUUAGUGAACUGACUUCACAGCUGCCGAUGAGCCGGUCUCAAAACUCUGAGGAAGACCGGUCUUUACGUGAUAGUUUUUACAAAGAUAUGUCUGAGGAUGAAAGACCAACUCCUCAACCUCGACCAAGAAAAAUUAGCGAAUCUGAUGAUAAGAAGUCGGGUGGCAUCAAAGUUGGAAAAGUUGAACCCAUGAUUGCUUCCAAAAAAGACAUGAGUGAAAGAGAGUCUCGGUCUCGCAUGAGUGAUUAUAACUAUAGCAUGGACAGUUUCGAGCAAUCCUACGUUAGUGAACGAGGAGAGCGGAUUGUCUUAGAAGGUGACCUAGAUUUAGGAUUUGGAAACUCCCCUUCACCACCUGCCGAAGUUAUUGAAAGUGAAGAAGACUUUUAAUUAAGAAAUUAAUUUUCACUUCCUGUUUAGGUGAACACUUAUACUGAGCUUGUCAGUUUCUGAAGGAUAAUUUUUAAGGAUUCAACUUUUUAUUGAAGUCAACGAUGAAAAACAUACCAGUUCAUGUAUACACUAAUUUCAAAUUUGUUUGCUUUUGAAGAAUAUUUUUUUAGUGUCAUAACAAAACAAAAAAAAUUGAAGUUAUAAAUUAGUAAAAGCAAAUGUUUUUACAAAUUUCAUAAGGUUAAUCUGUGCAAAAUUUAGAUAAUUUUUAGAUAAAUUUGGAACUCAAAAUCGUUCCAUGAUGUUUUUUUUCUGAGGAAAAUGUGUCUGAUAUUUUUAUCUGUAAAAAAAACUUGGUGUAGCCUUGAUUUUUAGAUUUUUUUCUUUGACUUCUGUUAUAUGUAUUAAUUGACCUAAUUUAUUAAUGAAUUAAUUGAGUUUUAUAAUUAUUUGAAUAAUGACAUUUUGAUAUUUUUAUACCCUCCUAGAACUAAUGCAAUCUCUAACCAUUUUCUAAUCAUUGAACAAAUUGUUGUGAUCAAACAAAAUUAAAACAUUAAUGUGUUAGUGAUAGUAGCUUACACUAACACACAUAAAAUUGUUAGUGUUAGUAGUGAUCACUAACACCCAUAAAUUUUAAAGUUAGUAGCAUACAUUAACAAACAUAAAUUUGUUAAGUGUAAAUAGCUCACACUAACACAUUAAGUUGUAAGUGUUGAUAGCUUACACUAACACACAUACAUUUGUAAGUGUAAGUAGCAUACACUAACAUAAAGUUACAAGUGUUAGUAGUGUACACAUAAAAAUACCAGUGUUAGUAACACUUACCGUCACACUACUGUAGUUUUUCAUACUUCUUUCAAGCAGACUAUCUUCUGCAAGUUAUGUAUAAUACUUCGGGUGAAUAGAGAGUUUGCUGAAGACUGACUUCGAUCCUAGCAUUUAAAAUUUUAGAGAUUUCUACUGUUCCAUAGGGGGAUUAAAUUAUCAUGGCACAAUGAGGGGCUAUGGGAAUUUAUCAUUUUCCAAAGUAGACUUAAAUGUUUAGACCAUUGGAAUAAAAACUACAAAUUAUCUUCAUAAUUUAAAAACAAACUUGAAGUAUAUAAUUUGCAGUUCCCAAAUUGCAAUGGGUUUUUUUUCUCAAAAAAUGUGACAGGGUUUAUGUUAUAAAUUGAAAUGAUUUAGACUGGCAUUUUGAUUUUUUUUAAUGAAUUUAAUAGUAUUUUUUUCAAUAUCGCAUUUUACAGUAGUCUAAAAGGAUACAAUUGCAAAAAUAAUUACACAUAUUAAUUUCUGAACUUAAAGUAUUAGUACGAUGUGUUAAUUUAGAUUUAGAUUUUCAUUUGCUCAAUAAAUACAUGAAAUUUUUCGCCCUCAAUGGUAUGUAGGAGGGUCCUGAUCCAAAAUCCUGGAAUUAAAAUCACGAAAAUUCUGAGGUCCCAAAUUUGAAAAAUUUAAAUCCUGCAAUCCCUGAAACUCGUAAAAACGAAUUCCCUGAACCCUGAAAGGGUCAAUCCCGAAAUCCAGAGCUUAAAAACACACGAUCCCGGAGUCCCGUUAUAGGUCCUUCCCUCCCUCUAUGUAGGAUCUGUAUGUGACUGUGAUAAAUUUUUCAGCAAACACUCUAUACUUGUAUUGAUUUUCUGUGAUAGACAUUCUAGUCUUUGUAUUAUUUUAAGCAUUCCCAACUGUCUGAAAUUAGAUUGUAUCUGUAUCAUGUUAGUUUCUAUGUAUAAUUUUGUCUACAUGACCCAACUGGCUCUGGCUGCAACCACUAUGUAUGUAAUGCAGGAACUUUUUAUUCUCAAUAUGUUAGUAUUGUUGUAUCAUGAUUUCUAAACCUAACACUUUUAUCAUUUACUUCUAUGGUAUCAAUAUUUAUGUCAGGGGGUCUAUAUUUAGGAAAUUCAUGGUAGUUAACUCUGUUGUUUAAUCAUUUGUUACUACACAGCCAAAUUGUUUUUAUUUCACAAGAUGUAAGGACAAAUUAGAUUUUUCCAAAUAAACCUGACUUCACUUUCAAAAUGUUAUCUUUUAUUGUGUCAUUAUGAUAUUUUCUUUUUUGUGCAUUUACAGGACAAAAUAAUCUCAAUAUUUUCAUCCUCACUAGCCAAGUGUUAUGAUCCACUCCCCUUAAUUCUCUCCACAGAUUAUUAAGGGGGUCUCAUUGGGGGUUCCAAUCACGGAUCCCCCUUACACUAUGUACAUAUUAUUAUUAAGCAAUUCUCAUUUUUUCGUCAUUUCCUGGGUCUCACUAGACCUAAUUUCCUGUUUUCAUGACACAAUAAUUUGACUUUCACGUGUCACGCCUACAAAAAUCGGCAAUCCUGUGUCACACUAAGACCCCAGUGAGACCCACUAUUUUGUGCCAUCUAUCAGUUAGUUUUCUCUUAAUUUGAAACAGUUGGAGAAGAGCAGAGUGGGUCAUAAGCCUAGGCUACCAAAGAUGAUGUAUUAUUUUGCAUUAAAUGUGUAAAAAAGUAAGGAAAAAAAGGGCUGCUUGUUAACAUAUUUCAAAUGGAUAUAAUCUUAGAAAGUUUUUGUGUUUUGAGCUGUCAUAGGAGCUUAUAAUGUGUAUCUACAUUUGGUAGAAUGCUUUUUUAUAUGAUUAUUUAUUUAGUAAUAAAUAUGGAAACAUUA